Molecule: messenger RNA, 669 nt
Organism: Spinacia oleracea (spinach)
Lineage: Eukaryota; Viridiplantae; Streptophyta; Magnoliopsida; Caryophyllales; Amaranthaceae
Product: S-protein homolog 20
Exons: 1
Coding region: 82-606 (174 amino acids)
Source: RefSeq, a predicted model, not a curated record
UUGGUAGUUGGUUCAUGUUUCAUGAGAGUACUCCCCUUGAUAUAUAUAGAGCUCUUAUGACAUCUAUAAUGCUAUACUUUCAUGUUUUCCAUUUAUUCUUUGCUUCCAAAGUCACAUUUUAGUAAAAACAAAUACUUGGAUUCAUUAAUGGUGAGAUCAAGGGCUCAAGUACAGCACCAUCAUGUAUUGCUGAUUGCAAUGGUUUUUGCUGCAUCAACUUGCAAUGGCGAUGGCGAUGUUUCUGGUCUGAGGACAUAUGUAACAAUCUUUAAUCGCUUGGGUAAGGGGGUUGACCUUACUUUACACUGCAAGUCCGGUGAUGAUGAUCUCGGAGAACAAGUAGUCCGUUAUAACGAGUCGUGGUACUUUUCAUUUUACGGUAACUUUUGGGGAACAACAUUGUUCUACUGUAGUUUCAAAUGGGAAGAUAAUGAAGUUGUGUGGUUUGAUAUUUAUAUUGUUGGAAGAGAUGCUACAACAUGUGGGUAUUCUUGUCGGUGGUACAUAUAUCCAUCAAACCCUUGCCUAGUUACCUAUAAUGCUUUUACAUGUUACCCUUGGAGUGCUUAUAGUUCUACGCUUUCUUUAGGACCCUCGUCGAUGUAAUUUCAAGAGCGAUCUCAUGUCAAUUGUAUUAGCAAAUUAGCAAUAAGAUUUAUUUAAUAAUGA